Dermacentor andersoni is the source of this 861-nucleotide messenger RNA. Its product is annotated as RWD domain-containing protein 1-like. Lineage: Eukaryota; Metazoa; Arthropoda; Arachnida; Ixodida; Ixodidae. The record is from RefSeq and is a predicted model, not a curated record. Gene Ontology annotation, molecular function: protein binding.
CACCAUCCUUUGCAACAUGGCGGCGUCCAUGUGCCGUGUCUGAAAAAUAACAUCCUCGACUGACGGAACACAGCUGUAGUACGAUGACAGACUUUCAAGAAGAACAGAAAAAUGAGAUAGAAGCGUUAGAAUCCAUCUAUCCCAGUGAACUUGAAACCGUAGAGACAGACCCAUACCAUGCUUUCACAAUUGAUGUCAAAGCUGACGCGGUUGAUCAGCCUGAAGACGAACAAUCGUCGGUGAAACUAAAGUUCACCUAUGUACCUCGCUACCCGGAGGAGGGCCCAUUGAUCGAGGCAGUUGAAUACGAGAACAUUGAAGAGGAAGACGUCGAGGCGCUGAUGACGGCUCUUAAUGAGCAGGUUCAAGAGAAUCUUGGAAUGGCCAUGAUUUUCACCCUGGUCUCGGCUGCAACCGAGUGGUUGAAUCAGCACACAGAGCGCGUCAAAUUCAACAAGUCCGAAACAUUGAGGCUACAGAAAGAAAAAGAAGAGGAGGCGGAAAGGGUCAAAUUUGAAGGCACCAGAGUUACUGUGGAGAGUUUCCUGGCAUGGAAGAGCAAGUUCGAUGCAGAGAUGGCAGAGAUUAGGAACAGGGACAAGACACUGAAUGCAUCUGGGAAACUUACGGGGCGAGAACUCUUUGAGAAGGACACGAACCUCAUCGACUCUGAUCUCCAGUUCAUGCAAGAAGGGGAGGAGGAUGUCAAAGUGGAUGAAUCACUAUUUCAAGAACUGGAGGACUUGGACCUGGAAGAGCUUGACGAGCCCGACGAUGUAAAAGCGUGACAAUAGGAGUGUUGCUAUUAACAAAAUAUUUGUUUUUGCAUUUUGUGUAAGAAUAAACUUUUUCUAGCAUGCA